AUGCAAUAUUUGCUCAAGAGCUGGCUCACCAGUCUGGGUCCCCGCCCUCUCGUUCGCAAAGAUGCAAGUCAGCGCCUGGAGCCUGCCGCCGUUCCACCAAGGUAUGUAUGCGAGGAGUUGACCACUGAGUUUGCCAAUUACUGGACGAAGAUUCAAGAAGAUGACAACGAGGGGCUUGAGGAGAUCCAGCUGAGUGCACUGAUUCGUUGGCACGCUUUCCGAUUCAAGUUCGGAAAAAGCACAGAGGAGCAGCCACUUCCUCUCGAUUUCUUCGUUGAUAUCUUCGACGACUAUUUCUUUCUUGGCGCUCUGCGCCAGUACAUAAAAGUCAAGUUGGCAGAUGAUACGCCUGCAAACUCUGGCUGGGUAGGGAUCACCAAAAGGAAAGAAUCAUGCAUAUCCUCAGCGACACGAGAGAUCCAGAUAGAGGUCAAACGGCAGCCCAACCAGCUCUGGACACACAAACUUGUACAUGAGUACUUGGACACCCUGCUGCACGAGAUGAUCCAUGCAUUCCUCAUCCUCUACAGCGCCCCAGUGGCGUCUCAGGGGUGUCAUCACAGGACUGUGGAAACAGAGGGGCUGACCGGACAUGGGCCAUGUUGGGUCAAGGUUGCCGCUGCGGUUGCGGCGGAAGCUGAUAGGUCACUCGGCGUGUUGUGGCACAAGUGGGAUUUGGGGAUUGCGAGUGCGCGUCUUUCGGAGGGAGAGGCCCUGAGACGAUCGAAUGAGCUAAAGGGAUUGAAUAUGAUGGAUAAAGAGUCGGGUUAA
This is a messenger RNA of Letharia lupina, 771 nucleotides long. RefSeq lists its product as uncharacterized. The transcript has a single exon. The coding region runs from base 1 to 771 and encodes 256 amino acids. The record is from RefSeq and is a predicted model, not a curated record. Lineage: Eukaryota; Fungi; Ascomycota; Lecanoromycetes; Lecanorales; Parmeliaceae.